UAUUAAAAAAUGUAAAUCCACGGGAAAUAGAGCCUGGUCAAAGUUCCUCACGUCUUUGUUUAAAGUUCUGAAUUGAGGAGAUUAACUUGUUCACCUUGUUCAUUUUCUUAUUCCGGGUUGCCUGUGGCAGACAAUGGAUCCGUCUCGGGCCUUUGUCAAAGAUGCCAAGCGAGUCAUAAUCAAGGUGGGAACUGCUGUUGUCACCAGAACUGAUGGAGGACUUGCGUUGGGUCGGAUAGGCUCAUUAUGUGAACAGAUUAAAGAAUUGAUGUCAUUAGGCCUCGAGGUUAUUCUUGUUACAUCUGGCGCUGUGGGGAUUGGUCGGCAAAGGCUUCGCUAUCAGAGAUUGAUUAACAGCAGUUUUGUAGACCUCCAGAAACCACAGGUUGAACUUGAUGGAAAACCAUGUGCUGCAGUUGGGCAAAGUGGUCUCAUGGCUAUCUAUGACAGUCUAUUUAGUCAGCUGGAUGUUGCAUCAUCCCAACUUCUUGUAACUGAUAAUGAAUUCAAGGAUUCAGACUUCAGAAAACAAUUGAGUGAAACUGUAGGUUCUUUGCUAGAGCUGCGUGUGGUUCCAAUUUUCAAUGAAAAUGAUGCAGUGAGCACAAGAAAAGCACCAUACAAGGAUGCUACUGGAAUAUUCUGGGACAAUGAUAGCCUUGCUGCUCUCUUGGCUCUUGAGUUGAGAGCUGAUCUUCUGAUUCUCCUGAGUGAUGUUGAAGGGCUUUACAGUGGCCCACCAACUGAUCCUCGCUCAAAACUAAUACGUACAUACUUAAAGGAGGAGCACGAUGAAACAAUUACGUUUGGAGAUAAGUCUAGGGUUGGGAGAGGUGGCAUGACAGCUAAAGUUAAAGCUGCUUGUCAUGCUGCAGAAGCUGGUAUUCCUGUUGUUAUUACUAGUGGAUUUACUGCAGAUGGAAUUUUGAGAGUGCUGCAAGGUCAGCGUGUAGGCACUCUCUUCCACAGGGAGGCACAUUUAUGGCAUUCAGUCCAAAUAAAAGAGCAUAGUGCACGCAAGAUGGCAGUUUCUGCCAGAGAUGCUAGUCGUGUUUUGCAGGGUUUUUCUUCUGUUGAUAGAAGGAAGAUUCUUCUAGAUGUAGCAGAUGCUCUGGAAGCCAAUGAAGAGUGUAUCAGGAAAGAGAAUGAAAUUGAUGUCUAUAUUGCAAAAGAAACAAGGAUUUCUGAGGCCUUGAUUUCUCGAUUAACAUUAAAACCUGGAAAGAUUUCGGACUUAGCAAAAUCCUUGAGAGUUCUUGCAGAUAUUAAUGACCCAAUUGGACAAGUAGUGAAAAGGACAGAGAUUUCAGAUGGAUUAAUUCUAGAGAAGACAACAUGUCCCUUGGGUGUGCUACUUAUAAUUUUUGAAUCUCGACCAGAUGCCCUGGUACAGAUAGCCUCUUUAGCAAUCCGGAGUGGGAAUGGCCUCCUCCUGAAAGGUGGUAAAGAAGCAGCACGAUCAAAUGCAAUUUUGCAUAAGGUUAUUUCUGAAGCACUCCCUAAAUCUGUUGGACCAGAGCUAAUUGGUCUCGUUACUUCUAGAGAUGAAAUUCCAGAUUUGCUCAAGCUGGAUGAUGUCAUAGAUCUUGUGAUUCCAAGAGGAAGUAAUAAGCUGGUUUCUGAAAUAAAGGAGUCAACAAAAAUUCCAGUACUUGGUCAUGCUGAUGGUGUUUGCCAUGUUUACGUGGACAAAGCUGCUGAUUUGGAUAUGGCCAAGCGAAUUGUUUUGGAUGCAAAAACUGACUAUCCUGCUGUUUGCAAUGCAAUGGAAACACUACUUGUACAUGAGGCCCUAAUGAAGACUGGUGGACUUAACGAACUUAUUCUGGCACUAGAAACAGCAGGUGUCAGAUUGUAUGGUGGCACAAAGGCAUCUGAUCUCCUCAAAUUACCUAAGGCCAUAAGCUUUCAUCAUGAAUACAGUUCGAUGGCAUGUACUGUAGAAAUCGUGAAGGAUGUUCUUGAAGCUAUUAACCAUAUUCAUGAACAUGGAAGUGCUCACACAGACUGUAUAGUAACUGAAGAUCGUGAUGUUGCAGAUGUUUUCUUACGCCAGGUAGACAGUGCUGCUGUGUUUCAUAAUGCAAGUACACGCUUCUGUGAUGGAGCUCGCUUUGGUCUGGGUGCAGAGGUUGGAAUAAGUACAAGUAGAAUUCAUGCUCGUGGACCUGUUGGAGUUGAAGGGCUUUUAACAACCCGGUGGUUAUUGAGAGGUACCGGACAAGUAGUUAAUGGUGAUCAUAGGAUAACGUACACACACAAGGAUCUUCCUGUUAAUUACAGAAAGGAAGCUUCAAAGAACUUGGAUGUUGCUAAUGGUGACAGUGUAGUAGUACCUUCUUCGCAUACAGAUCUUGCUAAUGGUUGUAAUUUGAAAACCUGAUAUUCAUUGUUACUUUGAGUAGAAAAGAUUAUAUGGUAGAGUAUAAGUAGUUGCUUAGUAAGGAAUCCGCUUAAUAAAGUUAUGACUGGUAUGUAUCAUAAGUUAUAACUCUCAUAAUAAGAUAAUUUUUUUUUUUUGGGUACUUGAAGUGUAGGCUGAGCACUUAUGCUCUGAAGCAGUGUUUAUCUGCUGUGGAAGGCGUGCCUUUUUAUCUUUAUGGAAUGCACAAACUUUGUAUUUGUAUUUUA
Cryptomeria japonica (Japanese cedar) is the source of this 2631-nucleotide messenger RNA. Its product is annotated as delta-1-pyrroline-5-carboxylate synthase. NCBI's taxonomy places the organism in Eukaryota, Viridiplantae, Streptophyta, Pinopsida, Cupressales, Cupressaceae. Bases 134 to 2383 code for a protein of 749 amino acids. The record is from RefSeq and is a predicted model, not a curated record. Gene Ontology annotation, cellular component: cytoplasm. Gene Ontology annotation, molecular function: glutamate-5-semialdehyde dehydrogenase (NADP+) activity; glutamate 5-kinase activity; ATP binding. The transcript is spliced from 20 exons.